AGGUCAGAGACUGCAGACAGGAUACAGGAGACUGUCAGAGACUGUGGACAUAUUACAGGAGAUGGUCAGAGACUGAGGACAGGAUACAAGAGAUGGUCAGAGACUGAGGACAUACUAGAGGAGAUGGUCAGAGACUGCAGACAGGAUACAGGAGACAGUUAGAGACUGAAGACAGGAUACAGGUGAAGGUUAGAGACUGAGGACAGGAUACAGGAUAUGGUCAGAGACUGUGGACAUACUACAGGAGAUGGUCAGAGACUGCAGACAUAGUACAGGAGACGUUCAGAGACUGUGGACAGGACACAGGAGACGGUCAGAAACUGUGGACCAGCCAGAG
Staurois parvus is the source of this 337-nucleotide messenger RNA. The record is from the annotation of a GenBank genome assembly. NCBI's taxonomy places the organism in Eukaryota, Metazoa, Chordata, Amphibia, Anura, Ranidae.